ACAUAGUCCACUCAGUGUUUGUAUUGAAAUUGGAUCGUAAUCCAUGAUAUAUGGAAUAUAUACCACAAAGAUGGGAGUGUAUUUGGUCUCAGGCUAGUCAGAAAUCAAAUUGCUUGGAGGAUACUUUUGUAAUUUACUCCUCAGCCUUUCGGCCGGCGACGCCUGCGCAGCUCCACGCCGCUUGGGUCUCCUCUCCCUCCCCCGUGGUUCCUCUCCCUCCCCAGCGCUGGCGCCCUCUCCCUUGCGCGUAAAAUGCGAUUUCCCCCCUCUGGCACUCUGAUCUGCAGCGGUGCUGCUUCUGCCGGUCGCCUGCACGGGGCUGCUGCUGCCGGUCAUCACGUGAGGAGCACGUCUCCUGUAGCCGCGGCUACCUGGCCACACAGCAGCGGCGACAGGAUGGUGGCGGCAAAGGGGCGACGAGCUCUAGCGCCCGCUCUAGGACUCCACACCGCCAAGGUGGCGAGCUCCUCCGUCCGCUCUAGGACUCCACCGCCAAGGGGGCACGCCCUUGCAUCCGGGAGGUGCUCGAGCUUGUCAAAGUGCCCGCCGUUCCGAUUAAGUUAUCGCGGCCUAGGUGAACCAUUAUGUUUUGCUGCAUUUGGCCCAUUGGCGACGUCAGCAUUCCACUUCUCAAACAGCUGCAGAAGCAUUUCAAGCGGGACUGCGCUCCUCCCUAUCACCAAAACAGUCAUAGCUUCAUCCAUCCUUGUUGGGUUGACAACUACCCUGAUACUCUUCUGCAACCACUUUCAUCAGGACUACCUACCUAGCAGCAGCAGCAGAGGCUGUGCGAGUUCGUUUGGUCGAGUCAGAAAUACCAGUUGCAGGUGGUCGAUGCAGCAGCAGCAGUAAAAGGCGUCGAUGGUGAGGAAGGAGCCGGCGAGGAAAGACUACCUCAGCAGCACAGUCGACGAGGAAGGAGCCGGCAGGGAAGGAGAGGCUGCGCGCAUGCAUCGCUGCAGUGAAGGGAAUAGGAUCAAUGCGUGCGCGCAUUGCCUUGUUAUGCUUGAUAGUGUAUACUAUUCUAUAAUACUUAAACAUUUUCUUGUUAAUGUGCUUUUUUAUUUGUUGGUUUUGAUGCAGCAUGAAAAUUAGUUUUGUUGGCAAUAAUCUAUCUUAAGUGGUCUAAUAGAGGUGUGCAUGCAACACUAUUAAAAUCCUGUAUGCGCUCACAAAGAGUCUUAUCUGCUGAUCAUUUUGCUAAUUGGUUGGUUA
Messenger RNA from Triticum aestivum (bread wheat), 1215 nucleotides. RefSeq lists its product as uncharacterized. Gene Ontology annotation, molecular function: prenyltransferase activity. Gene Ontology annotation, biological process: phylloquinone biosynthetic process. The transcript is spliced from 4 exons. Bases 253 to 852 code for a protein of 199 amino acids. NCBI's taxonomy places the organism in Eukaryota, Viridiplantae, Streptophyta, Magnoliopsida, Poales, Poaceae. The record is from RefSeq and is a predicted model, not a curated record.